AUGGCAGGGGGACAAAAAAAAACUGUGAAAGCCCUUGUAGACGAAGAUUUAAUCCCAUAUCGAAAGCAAGUGAUUCCCGGAUAUUUUGAUAAUAUCCCAGUAUAUAUUGUUCACAGAGAUCAGAUAUUGAAUCCUGAUAAUUUAAAUGUGAAGAAAGUGGAAUGUAACAAAAAGAUGUCGGAAGAGGAGAAACGGCUCCGAAUUGUCAUAAUUACUGAAAUUGCUGCUACAUUUUAUAGAAUCAAUCAAACAUUCCUGAAUCAUGGUAAGAAUGAAGAUGAUCGAUAUUUAUCUAGUAUACGAGAUGAUGCUGGGCAAGUCAGUAUGAAUCAAGUGGCUAAAUUGUUUGGUACUUAUGAUUAUAUGAUAGUUGAUCGUAUUAUGAAUCCUACGUUUGAUUUCAUUAAGCAUAUUUUGAAAUCUGAGAAGGUGAAGAAUUCUAGGAGGGAGAAUCGGGGUAAAGUAUUUGAUGAUCAUGAUGUAACGAUUAUUUCUGAUAUGAUUAAAAAGGCUUAUCCUCGUAGUGGUAAAGUAUUUCCUCGUAGGACAGAUUUUGAAGCAAUUUGUCGAAGGUAUUUAUUUCACAAGAGGGUAUUCAAAAAUGAUAAAUAUAAAGAGGUAAACGGACAAAUCUUAGAGAAUAUAAAGAUGCAACUUAUUCAAACCCCGGCGGAGACAUAUCGUACGAGGGUACUAAGAUAUGCACUUGAUUUAUUUGAAAUGGAGGAAUUGGACGGUGUGAUAGGUGAUAAAACAGACCUUGAUAAAUUUGAUAUCAACUUACACUCAGAUGCUAUCAAGAUAAUAACAGAUAUUCAAACAGAGGUAAAUGUAAGUCGAAGGCUAACAUGUAAUAGUACGACGAUAUAUGAAGUAGGAAGAGUCUUAGCAACUCGAUUGCCAUAUUUAAACAUCCAAAAAUAUUUUGCUCGAAAAACAGAAGAUCAGCCAGAUACUGCUUCUGGUAUCAAUGGGACACGAGGUGGCGGCGACGCCAGUAAUAACUAUGCUGAGGAUGAAGAAAGCAAUGAGAGCGACUUAGAAGGUAAUAUUAAUAAUGAGAAUUACCAAGAGAGCGAUAAUGAGAGUGAGUAUGAAAAGUAUGCUAAUAAAACUAAGAGUGUUAACGUUUGUGUCGAUUAUUUCCCUGCGUUGUGCGGCGACGAGUAUCUAUCCGUUAGGGAGCGUACGGGUCGAUGGGGCACCAAAAGAAGAAACCGAAAACGCAGAAGAAGAUAA
Messenger RNA from Naumovozyma dairenensis CBS 421, 1239 nucleotides. RefSeq lists its product as uncharacterized. The transcript has a single exon. The record is from RefSeq and is a predicted model, not a curated record. Bases 1 to 1239 code for a protein of 412 amino acids. NCBI's taxonomy places the organism in Eukaryota, Fungi, Ascomycota, Saccharomycetes, Saccharomycetales, Saccharomycetaceae.